AUGGUGAAGAGAGCCGUACUGAUUGGGAUCAACUACCCUGGAACCGAGGGAGAGUUAUUUGGCUGCGUCAAUGACGUCAAGCGUAUGCACAAAUGCCUUGUUGACCGGUUUGGAUUCUCAGAGGAAAACAUCACCGAGCUGAUUGAUACCGACAAGUCCAAGAUCCAACCCACUGGCAAGAACAUACGACAAGCUUUGUCAGAGCUGGUCGGAGCAGCCAACUCCGGAGAUGUUCUCUUCGUUCAUUACAGUGGACACGGUGUGAGGUUGCCUCCAGAGACUGGUGAAGACGACAAUACUGGUUUCGAUGAGUGUAUUGUUCCCUGCGAUAUGAACAACAUCACUGAUGAUGAAAUCAGAGAGAUCGUUGAUAAAGUGCCUGAAGACUGCUCCAUUACAAUAGUCUCGGACUCAUGUCAUAGUGGUGGUCUCAUUGACGCAACCAAGGAGCAGAUCGGAGAGAGCACCAAGAAGGCAGUAAAGACUAAGGAGACUGGACAAGAACAUGGGAGGAACGGAGUCCAUGUGGUAAACCGAUCACUGUCUCUGCAGAGCAUGAUCAAUAUGCUAAAGCAAGAAACAGGGAAGGAUGAUAUAGAAGCAAGGAAUAUCAGAAGGUCUCUUGUCAAUGCGUUUGGAGAAGAUGCAUCUCCCAAAGUGAAGGAGACCAUGAAUCUGCAGGAAACUGAAGGCCUGAAGAAACAAGUAGUGAGAAAGAAAGACAAGGGUAUUUUGCUAAGUGGAUGUCAGACUGAUCAAACAUCAGGAGAUGUACGCACAAAGGGACAAGCUUAUGGAGCAUUCAGCGAUGCAAUACAGAUCAUACUUGAUGAAACAAAAGGUAAGAAGAUCACCAACAAAGAACUGGUUUUAGGUGUGAGAGAGCUUCUUGAGUAUGAAUGUUAUCCUCAACAGCCGGGGCUGUAUUGUAGCGAUAGUAAUGCAGAUGCUCCAUUCAUAUGCUGAAAGUGAAAUUUUCAGAUUUAGUUUCUUUGAAAUAAUAUUCAUCUUUAGUUUCUUUGAAAUGAAUUUUCAUAUUUAGUUUCUUUAAGGUUGUGUGUUGUGUCUUCAUUUUCAAUAAAUAAAUACAUUUUAGUUUAGUUCAUUUUAACAGUCUAUUUCACACACACAAACACAUGGACUAAAAUCUUG
Molecule: messenger RNA, 1152 nt
Organism: Eruca vesicaria subsp. sativa (arugula)
Lineage: Eukaryota; Viridiplantae; Streptophyta; Magnoliopsida; Brassicales; Brassicaceae
Source: the annotation of a GenBank genome assembly